Molecule: messenger RNA, 981 nt
Organism: Anolis carolinensis (green anole)
Lineage: Eukaryota; Metazoa; Chordata; Lepidosauria; Squamata; Anolidae
Product: macrophage metalloelastase
Exons: 6
Coding region: 81-851 (256 amino acids)
Biological process (GO): collagen catabolic process; proteolysis; extracellular matrix organization
Cellular component (GO): extracellular matrix
Molecular function (GO): zinc ion binding; metalloendopeptidase activity
Source: RefSeq, a predicted model, not a curated record
AGUUUGUUCAGUAGACAUAGAGGUAGAAAAAUUUCUCCUUCAUUAAUUAAUACAGAAGGAACUCUUCAAGAAGACCCACAAUGAAGUACGUCCUAACUUGCAUGGCACUUCUCCUGCCUUACAGCUUUGCUGUCCCAAUAGCUCCUGAUUUUCCAAGAGCAAGUACUGAGCGCCUGAAGUUGGUGGAGGCUUACCUUGACAAGUUUUUUCCAUCGUUUCAUAAAACUUUCUAUAGUAUUGAAGAACAACUGAAAGAAAUGCAAAAGUACUUCCAUUUGAAUGUCACAGGAAAAAUGGAUGACAGAACAAUGGAGGUCAUGCAUCAACCUCGGUGUGGAGUACCAGAUGUCUCGGAAUUCCGGAGAGGUCCAGCAAAAUGGGGGAAAAAUGUACUGACUUACAGGAUUAAUAACUAUACCCCAGAUAUGCACCCCGCUAAAGUACAUGAAGUGAUUGCAAAAGCCUUCAAGGUAUGGAGCGACGUAACACCAUUGCAGUUCCGGUACACAAGACGACCUGCUGAUAUUGAAAUCUCAUUUGCAUAUGGUGACCAUAGAGACGGGAAUCCUUUUGAUGGAAGAGGAGGAACAUUGGCACAUGCUUUCUUUCCUGCACCAAAUCUUGGAGGAGAUGCUCAUUUUGAUGAAAGUGAAUAUUGGUCAGAAUUCGGCAAAGAGGCCAACCUGUUCAUUGUUGCUGUACAUGAAUUUGGCCAUUCCUUGGGAUUAGAACAUUCAAAUGUCCGUGGGGCCGUAAUGUACUCUAUUUAUACCUUCACAAACCCAAAUACUUUCCGUCUUUCAUAUGAUGAUGUGCAAAGGAUCCAAAGAUUAUAUGGAAAGAGAAAAUGAAGAAGAACCUUUGAAGAAUCUGUUUUUGUCACUGAGCAACUAUAACGUGUUUACAUUUUGUUACAUAAACACAUUUACUUUAGAAGGGAGAAAACUUCAUUUUUCAGAAUAAAAUGUAAAAUUCAAGUUA